AUGGACUGGGAAGGUGCAGUUUCAGGAUCCGAUAUGGAGGUUCCCAUCCCUCUUCCUUUAGCCUCUGAAUCGCAACAACCCUACGUCUCUGAACUUCUCUCCUUCACUCUCGAUCGCCUUCACAAGGAACCCGAACUUCUCCGCGUCGAUGCCGAACGGAUCCGUCGCCAAAUGCAAGAGGUCGCCGUCGGUAAUUACCGUUCUUUCAUUGCCGCUGCGGAUGCCUUGCUUGCUAUUCGUCAUGAAGUCUCUUCUAUUGACAAUCAUCUUGAAUCUAUGAUAAACGAAAUCCCAAAGCUGACAUCUGGAUGCACUGAAUUCAUAGAAUCUGCAGAACAGAUUUUGGAGAAGAGGAAGAUGAACCAAACAAUGCUAGCCAAUCACAGUACUUUGCUUGACUUGCUAGAAAUUCCUCAACUUAUGGACACGUGUGUACGGAAUGGAAAUUACGAUGAAGCCCUAGAUUUAGAAGCAUUUGUCGGCAAACUUUCAACCAUGCAUCCAAAGUUACCCAUUAUUCAAGCAUUGGCUGCAGAAGUUAGACUGACUACCCAAUCACUUCUUUCUCAGCUUCUUCAGAAACUUCGCUCAAAUAUUCAGUUGCCCGAAUGCCUGCGCAUUAUUGGAUAUUUACGGCGAAUAGGAGUAUUUAGUGAGUAUGGGAUGCGUUUACUGUUCUUAAGAUGUCGAGAAGCAUGGCUUAAUGGUAUUCUUGAGGAUCUGGACCAGGCAAAUCCGUAUGAGUACUUAAAAGGAAUGAUUAAUUGUCACAGAAUGCAUCUUUUUGAUGUUGUGAAUCAAUAUCGAGCUAUAUUUGCUGAUGAUACAUCGGGAAGUGAGGAAAACUAUGAUGGUGGACUACUUUUUAGUUGGGCAAUGCACCAAAUUACCUCACACCUGCAAACUCUGAAAGUUAUGCUUCCAAAGAUAACUGAAGGCGGAUCACUGUCGAAUAUUUUGGAUCAGUGCAUGUACUGUGCUAUGGGACUUGGUUGGGUUGGACUGGAUUUUCGAGGCUUGCUCCCACCACUUUUUGAAGAGGCAGUUCUCAACUUAUUCUCCAAAAAUAUGAGUACUGCAGUUGAGAAUUUUCAGUUGGUAUUGGAUUCACAUCGCUGGGUUCCCCUGCCCGCAGUUGGCUUUCGUUCAAAUGCUGUUGAAGAAACUAAAGAGGAUGUAACUCCUCCCUCAUAUUUGAUGGAGCAUCCACCUCUUGCUGUUUUUAUUAAUGGUGUAUCUGCAGCAAUGAAUGAGCUCCGUCCAUGUGCCCCAAUAAGUUUAAAACAUGUCCUUGCCCAAGAAUUGAUCAAGGGAUUACAGGCUGUUUCUGAUUCAUUGUUGCUGUACAACACAACACGGGUUCUUAGGGCUAACGAAUCAGGACUUUUCCUCUCACUUUGCCGGGCAUUUAUUGAGGUUGCUUAUCCUCAUUGUGCUACAUGUUUUGGUCGUUGCUAUACCGGUGGAGCAACUCUUAUCAUGGAUGCAAAGAACGUUUAUGAUGGAAUCCGCCGCCUAGUAGAGGCUUCCUCUGCAAGAGAACUCCCAAAACCAGUAAAUAAUAGGGAAGCCAGUGGCAUAGCUGAGAAUGGUGAAGUGCCAAAAAUGGAUAAUGGUGAAACACCUGAUGCCAAAGAAUCUGAAGUCAUCAAUACUGAAUCUGAAGCCAUCAAAACUGAUGAGGUGAACAAAAUCUCUACUUCUCAGGCAGAUCAAGAAGACACUAAUCUUGAAAAAAGCUCCACUUCUCCGACAGGGCAGGCUGACACUAAUAUUGAAAAAAACUCUACUCAGACAGGUCAGGAAGACACUAAUCUUGAAAAGACAGACGGAUAA
Lathyrus sativus (Indian pea) is the source of this 1836-nucleotide messenger RNA. The record is from the annotation of a GenBank genome assembly. NCBI's taxonomy places the organism in Eukaryota, Viridiplantae, Streptophyta, Magnoliopsida, Fabales, Fabaceae.